CCAAAAUCGAUCUGUGAAGAAAAUUAGUCUGGCAGCAAUAUAAUGAAAAUGAUCGUUCUCCUUAUUUUUGUUGAUGACACCGAUCUGCACGUACGAGUACGAGACAUCUCUCCCAAAGUCCCAGGCAAGCAGCUAGCCCAACAAGAAGCUGAGCUCAUGCAUGGAGGGCUCCUUGUCUGAUCUCUCGAGUACUACAAGGAUCGCCGUGGUGACCGGCGGGAACAAAGGGAUAGGGCUGGAGGUGUGCCGGCAGCUGGCCGACAGCGGCGUCGCCGUCGUGUUGACAGCCAGGGACGAGACGAGAGGCGCAGCUGCCGUCGAGAAGCUCAGAGGCCUGGGGCUCUCCAAUGUCAUCUUCCACCAGCUGGACAUCACCGACGCUCCGAGCAUCGCUCGGCUGGUCGUUUUCUUCAAGACCCGUUUCGGGAAGCUGGACAUCCUGGUAAAUAACGCCGGGUUUGUUGGCCUUGAGUACAUCCAAGAUCAUAUCGAUGGCACUUCAACGACGAGCGAGAAGUUUAGCGGCAUGGAUAUGAAUCAGAGACUCCAACUGUUGAUGAAAUGGUGCCUCCGGGAGACUUGUGAUGCUGGGAAGAAAUGCAUGAGAAUAAACUACCACGGCACGAAGCAAGUCAUCCGAGCAUUUCUGCCUCUGCUGCUGUCUUCUGACGAUAGAAGGAUAGUCAAUGUCUCCUCAGUGCUUGGCCAGCUCAGGUUUUUCGGCAGCGAGGCUUUGAAGCGGGAGCUGAACGACGUGGAGAGCCUGACCGAGGAGAGGCUGGACGAGUUGGCGGCCAUGUUCGUGGAGGACCUGGAGGGCGGCGCCGUGGAGGCGCGAGGGUGGUGGCCUGCUGGUUUCUCGCCGGCGUACAUGGUGUCCAAGGCGACGCUGAAUGCCUACUCGCGGAUCCUGGCGCGGAAGCACCCCGCGCUGCGCGUCAACUGCGUGCACCCUGGCUUCGUCAAGACCGACAUGACCGUCAACUUCGGCAUGCUCACGCCGGAGGAAGGCGGGAGCAGGGUGGUGGCCGUGGCGCUGCUCCCCGCCGGUGGGCCGACCGGCGCCUACUUCGAGGAGCGCCAGCAGCAGGCGGCGUUCGUGUGACACAUACUCUGCUUCGUUCACCACCCACCGGUGUAUAGGUUGCCGAGAAAUUUGUGACAUAGCUAUGCCCCUCGCGGUUUCUUCGAGUUGAUGACACACGUUGAAUCCUUCGGUGCUUUUAUCCAUGUAAGAUUUUUUUUCUUUAAAUUUGACAUCUAAUGCAUCCAGUUGAUUGCUAUGCA
Molecule: messenger RNA, 1287 nt
Organism: Sorghum bicolor (sorghum)
Lineage: Eukaryota; Viridiplantae; Streptophyta; Magnoliopsida; Poales; Poaceae
Product: (+)-neomenthol dehydrogenase
Exons: 4
Coding region: 161-1105 (314 amino acids)
Cellular component (GO): membrane
Molecular function (GO): oxidoreductase activity, acting on the CH-OH group of donors, NAD or NADP as acceptor
Source: RefSeq, a predicted model, not a curated record